Molecule: messenger RNA, 429 nt
Organism: Telopea speciosissima
Lineage: Eukaryota; Viridiplantae; Streptophyta; Magnoliopsida; Proteales; Proteaceae
Exons: 1
Coding region: 1-429 (142 amino acids)
Molecular function (GO): nucleic acid binding; RNA-DNA hybrid ribonuclease activity
Source: RefSeq, a predicted model, not a curated record
AUGGGGGGGCUUAUUCGGCAUUCCAAUGGAGACCCGAUUCUGGCUUUUGUGGGCAAAGGGGUGGAGCCUUCAGUGCUUGCCAUGGAAUUACUAGCUAUUCACAGAGGGGUUGCCUUGUGCUUGGACAAGGGUUAUCACAAUAUUUCUAUUCGAUCUGAUUCGAAGUUGGCGGUAGAUAUCAUUACUGGUACUUUCAGCUACCCUUGGAAUGUGUAUGUCUUGAAAUGUCAGAUUUGCUCUCUUUUGAACCAUCUGACUCAUCUUGAAGUGAAACAUGUCUGGAGGGAACUGAACCAGUCGGCAGAUUUUGUCGCCUCUAAUGACAGUGGAGAUGUGGAAUCCAUUCUUUAUCCCCGGGACUUUCCUGAAGAUCUAAUGAGGCUGAUUCAUGAUGAUAUUGAUAGGAAGACCUACUUUAGGCCUCCUUGA